This is a messenger RNA of Penicillium diatomitis, 456 nucleotides long. Its product is annotated as 40S ribosomal protein uS15. The transcript has 4 exons. Gene Ontology annotation, molecular function: small ribosomal subunit rRNA binding; structural constituent of ribosome. Lineage: Eukaryota; Fungi; Ascomycota; Eurotiomycetes; Eurotiales; Aspergillaceae. Gene Ontology annotation, cellular component: ribosome; cytosolic small ribosomal subunit; nucleolus. Bases 1 to 456 code for a protein of 151 amino acids. The record is from RefSeq and is a predicted model, not a curated record. Gene Ontology annotation, biological process: translation.
AUGGGUCGUCUUCACUCCAAGGGCAAGGGCAUGGCUGCCUCCGCGCUCCCCUACUCUCGCGCUCCCCCCGCGUGGCUCAAGACCACCCCCGACCAGGUUGUCGACCAGAUCUGCAAGCUGGCCAAGAAGGGUGCCACUCCUUCCCAGAUCGGUGUUGUUCUCCGUGACUCCCACGGUGUUGCCCAGGUCAAGAUUGUGACCGGUAACAAGAUCCUCCGUAUCCUCAAGUCCAGCGGCCUCGCUCCCGAGCUUCCCGAGGACCUCUACUUCCUGAUCAAGAAGGCCGUCGCUGUCCGCAAGCACCUCGAGCGCAACCGCAAGGACAAGGACUCCAAGUUCCGCCUCAUUCUCAUCGAGUCCCGUAUCCACCGUCUGUCUCGCUACUACAAGACCGUCGGUGUCCUUUCCCCCACCUGGCGUUACGAGAGCGCCACCGCCUCUACCCUUGUCGCAUAA